This is a messenger RNA of Pelodiscus sinensis (Chinese soft-shelled turtle), 3838 nucleotides long. It is a transcript of the gene ARK2C, whose product is annotated as arkadia (RNF111) C-terminal like ring finger ubiquitin ligase 2C. Gene Ontology annotation, biological process: motor neuron axon guidance; positive regulation of BMP signaling pathway. Gene Ontology annotation, cellular component: nucleus. Lineage: Eukaryota; Metazoa; Chordata; Testudines; Trionychidae. The record is from RefSeq and is a predicted model, not a curated record. Gene Ontology annotation, molecular function: ubiquitin protein ligase activity; zinc ion binding.
CACACACAGCAAGAAAGAACCCACCACCCCCUCCUCCCAGGCCUCCCUCCCAUUGGCUGCCCGUCCCUUUGUGUGCCAGGCAGCUGCAGCCCCAGCUCCACAUUUGAAUGUAUAUAGGGGAUUCGAAGGGACCAUUUCCAUGGGCCAUCUGUCCCCCAGCCAGCAGCAGCCUCGGCCGUCAGCAGCGCCGCUACCCCUGCCACCUCCCGCGAGGAGCCGCACAACAAAGGGAGCGCAGCCGCCGGCAGGAUGGUUUUAGUGCACGUCGGCUAUCUUGUUCUUCCAGUGUUUGGCUCUGUACGAAACAGAGGUGCUCCUUUUCAAAGGUCUCAGCAUCCUCAUGCUACCUCCUGCCGGCACUUCCAUCUGGGCCCCCAACCUCAGAUCUCGGCUGAUUUUCCUCUCCCUCCCCCUGUCCAGCCACAGCCAGGCCUGAACCCUCACAUGGCGACAGCUCACCAGCAUAACGGCCCGCUACACCAGCCCCUCCCACCUUUGCCAGCCCUGCCGUUUCAGGAUGUGACAGGACCCUCCUUCCUACCUCAAGCGCUACACCAGCAAUACCUCCUCCAGCAGCAGCUCCUUGAGGCCCAGCAGCGUAGGCUCAUGCCUCAUCCCAGGCGGACUCAGGAGCGCAUGUCUGUUCAACCUCAUCGGUUACAUCCGGGCUUUGACUUCAGCCAUCAACUGCAAACUCCUCAACCCAUGGGGCCCCAGCCCAGGUAUUUAGCUGAAGGCACAGACUGGGACCUUAGUGUUGAUGCUGGACUGACGCAUGCCCAGUUCCAGGUCAGGCCAGUCCCCCAGCACUAUCAACAUUACUUAGCUACGUCUAGAAUGCACCAUUUCCCCAGAAACACAUCAUCAGCGCAGAUGGUUGUUCAUGAAAUCAGAAACUACCCUUACCCUCAGCUUCAGUUACUUGCUCUUCAGGGACUGAAUCCAAACAGGCACACAUCUGCUGUAAGGGAAAGUUAUGAGGAACUGCUGCAGCUGGAAGACAGAUUAGGCAGCGUGAACCAGGGAGCUGUGCAGAACACCAUCGAGAGAUUCACUUUCCCACACAAAUAUAAAAAGAGAAGACCGCAGGAAGGCAAAGCUGAGAAGGAGGAUGGGGAGGAGUCCGACACGGAUGAGAAAUGCACAAUCUGCCUGUCUAUGCUUGAAGACGGAGAAGACGUGAGGCGUUUACCCUGUAUGCAUCUAUUUCACCAAGUGUGUGUGGAUCAGUGGCUAGCAACCAGCAAGAAGUGCCCGAUUUGCAGAGUGGACAUUGAAACACAACUUGGCUCGGACAGCUGAAAGAACCAAUGUGACGCACCAUUUUCCUUACCAGGUCAUAUGGCCAUAAGCCCUUGCAGCAAAAUUUUGCCUUCUGAGCCAUUUGAUUUAGAGGAAAAAGUCUGCAAGCACAUUAGCGAAAAGGAGGAAAAGGUGGUUCAAUAUCUAGUGGUAGGAGAGGUCCUCACAGCCAUAUUGGUCUAAUGCAUGGGAGCUGGUAUUCCCACAGCUAGAAGGCCCUGUGCUGCAGAAGAUUUAGUAUCGAACAUGAAGGAACUAGUGUGUGGUUAGUCUGGCCUGUCAAUCCUGAGUGUCACAAGGAUUGUAUAUAUACCUCUCGAAUAAGUAGACACAUGUUAGGGGGUCUUUAGCUAUUUCUGUGGACAGCAACUGGAGCAUGUUAGCUUAAGAAAUGUUGUGUUUGGUGCCCUAGUCAUCUUGUGGUGGACAUGUCGCUGUUAACCUAAUUUGCACCAAAUAUUUUUUUCAUAGAUUCCUUAUUUUGGUGCCUGACUGAAAUGUGGCGGAGGGGGACACAAAAGUUCAAUCUUCCCACCUUUAGGGGAAAAAAAUAGAGGUGAAAAAAGCAAAUCCCUGUUUGCAGUUAGAAGGAUCGUGCUCUUUGCCUCGUCUGUGUUGGUUUCUUUGAUUAUGUUUACAGUGUGUUACCAAUUGGAGAUGCCUAAAAAUAAUAAUUGGAAUGAAAUGAACAAAAUGGUAGAGAGAAGUUUUGUUCUUGCUUAUCUGCUGGUGCUGGACAUUUUAUAUAGGGCAGGAUCCUAGGAUUAUAUCUGCCACUAUAGUUUAAUGAGGAAUCUUGGGGUGCAGUAGCGACGGAGGGCCACUCGGCAUUUUAGUAUUGUGAUUUUUUCCUAUCACCAUCUCAUCUUCUAGGGCAAUUGCAAAGCCACUGUAAUCUGUUGGGCCCUGAUGCCCAUGGGAACUGCAGGUUGUUCCGCAUUUCUCCAAGACCAGGCCCAGACCCCCACCUCCAGAGGAGGAUGGAUCAGAUGCUAACCUUACACCACACCUGUGGUGAAAGAUCCAUUGUCUGCCUGCUGGAGAAAGAGAACCUAUUGAACGGGUCAGAGUCAUUAGACCCUGCAGGUGUUCUUUGGAGGACUAAUUGGCCUAGCAAUACGCUUGCAAUGUGAUGAAAAAUGCAUUCUUCCAUCUCUCCAAAACAAAAGCACCAACCAUAUUCUCUGCUAAAUCAGGCAUCCACUCCGGGGAAAAUUGAACAUGCCUUUCUUACAAUUAAAUUCCUAAUCGCAUGGUCUUCUUUGGCCAGCAGGCUAAAAAACUUCAAGUGACCUAAUUAAACACCCCGGAGCUGUGCUGCCAUCUAACCUCCUUUUCAGGCUCCCAGAGGGAAGGGAGAAAAAAGAUUGAUUCAAGGUGCAUCCUGCGCUAAAUUCCUUUCUCCUGUUCUUUCCUUUAUGAUUACACGAAAUAGCAACUUUUCGCAGUAAGAAUGAGAGGAGAUUACAGCUCCGGGGGCAUGCUGAAGGUUUUUUAUAAAAUCCACCUUUUUUUCUUCAUCCCUAGCUGUGGAAAAUCGCAGAUCGUUGUUCUGAUGACAAGAGGCAGGGGAGAAUAACAGGCUAGUUUAGUCGUAUUGCACAUAAAAAUUGCUGACAACAUGAAAGUGUCAGUACAGGAAGGGAAUUUAGAUAUAUGGGAUAAUUUACUACUUGGCCUGAAUUUUAAAAUAUAGAAGUGUACGUAUAUACAAGCACACAGCCAUACCGAUAUAUAUAUGGUAUGAUCGCUAAAAUGAAACAGAUGCUCAUUUGGCAGGCUCAGUUAUAAUUAUGAGAGAAAUAAAGGUUAAAAGUAAUCAGUGACGUGCCAAAAUAAUGGAGCUUUCUGAGCCACAUUCCUUUUGUAAUAAAUAUUUCAGAUUAUUUGCCAUGAGAGACAUUGAAUUAAGUGCAUGUUGACUCUUUACUCAGUCUUCUUUAUCUGACAGCCCCCUGGAGGUUUGGAAUCAACAGCCAAUAUUCUCCAGGCUUUUAAUACAUUUUUCAUGUACUAGGAGAGCAAAAAAGUGGCUAGAGGAUUUUUAAUCAGACACACGUAUUUAAAAUGCUUAUAUGGAGGAGGAUUUCUCAUUCCCACGAGUGCCCAUUUCAUAGGCGUUAAGUAAUGGUCUGUAAGUGAAGAGGAACAUAAAUUACACUUCCUAGGAGAGAUCAUAGAAUUCCUGCGAGCUGUAAUUGGAAAGUGCUGACCUCCCAGAUGCCCAUGAUAUAUUUUCUUCCAGUCUGGAGUAUAAAGUUAAUGAUAGGGCCAGGAGUGACUGCAUCAGCAUGCACAUGGGAGAUGCUCUCCAAUUCACUGCAGUAAUUUCUCCCAGGGUCGCCAUCUCUUCAGCAGAUCUGUCGUGCUAGGCACAGGUAAGUGGUGUGGGGAGGAGGGAAAGCUAAUAACUUACAGUGGCAGGUGAAGAAGACGGGCCCUGUAAAUAUUUAUUCAGAAUCCCUGUUCUCGUCUAGUGUGCGUGUGAUGAGAGCAGUGUUUGGGAGAGGAAAAUAUGUGUGUGUGUGGGGGGGGA